Hypanus sabinus (Atlantic stingray) is the source of this 8946-nucleotide messenger RNA. Its product is annotated as adhesion G protein-coupled receptor E1-like. The transcript is spliced from 21 exons. The coding region runs from base 22 to 2658 and encodes 878 amino acids. Gene Ontology annotation, cellular component: membrane; cell surface. Lineage: Eukaryota; Metazoa; Chordata; Chondrichthyes; Myliobatiformes; Dasyatidae. Gene Ontology annotation, molecular function: calcium ion binding; G protein-coupled receptor activity. Gene Ontology annotation, biological process: adenylate cyclase-activating G protein-coupled receptor signaling pathway; cell surface receptor signaling pathway. The record is from RefSeq and is a predicted model, not a curated record.
UCUGAGCAUACUGCACACAACAUGGCAUACGGGUGGUUCUUUCUGGUGCUUUAUGUUGGUUCCACUUGGAAUCAAUAUGUCACUUGUUUGAAGUGUCCACAGGGAUACACACUACACGAAAAUGGGACAUGUGUUGAUGAGGAUGAAUGCCUGGCUAUCCCAUGUGGCCCCUUUGAAGUCUGCAAAAACACAGAAGGAAGCUUUCGCUGUAACUGCAAUGAAGGAUUUGAUGCGGUAUCUGAUCAGAAGAUCAAUAACGAGACCGUGACCUUCUGUGUAGAUGCAAACGAAUGUCUCUCUAGCCCAUGUGGGCCCAGUGCUGCCUGCCACAACACUCAGGGCAGUUUCUACUGCACUUGUAGUAAAGGAUUUUACUCGAAUUCUGGAAAUUACAAAUUUGCUGGCUUCACUGAGUCCUACUGUAGAGAUAAGGAUGAAUGUCUUUCUAAUCCCUGUGGGGACAAUGCCGUCUGUCAUAACACCAAUGGAAGCUUUUACUGUGUUUGUGAUAAAGGAUUUUACUCUGAAUCUGGUGAUCACGAGUUCACUGAUCAGUCUCAGUCUAUCUGUAAAGAUUACAAUGAAUGUUACACCAGUCCAACAAUUUGUGGCAAACACGCCAACUGUUACAACACCAAGGGAAGCUUUUACUGUCUCUGUCAGAAAGGGUUUGUUCAGCCAUCUGGAGAAAGAAAUUUUACCGGCUAUGGGAGUCGAUGUGAAGAUGUUGAUGAAUGCCUUUUGAAACCAUGUGGCUCCAAUGCAACCUGCUACAAUACAGCGGGAAGUUAUACCUGCAUCUGCAACCCUGGCUUCAUUUCAUCGUCAGGAGGCAGUAGACUGCAGCACGGAGAUGUUUGCAUUGAAUUUGACUGCCCAGAUGCUGUUGCUCACAAAUGUUCACCUGUAACUGUGAAUAUGGGAUCGGUAGAGGUGGGUGAUUCCAGACCUGACACAAGGCAGGAAGCAGUUGAUCCAGUUUGCAGGAUCAUAAACUUUCUCCAUAACCACAAUGUGUGUGAAAUGUUACACAACAACGAGAGCUUUGACCCUGAGCAGCAUCUCCAGAGUAUCUCAAAGAUCACAAACCAGCUCCUGGGAAACAGUUCACUGUUGGAGGAAAUGGAAUCUCGUGCACAACAGGAAAUGCUGGCCUUAUCUCUGCAAUUGCUGGAGAAGUCAGUGAUGGCUGUGGUUUUCACACUGAUGGAUCAUGAAAAGAGGAACAUGUCCUUCGGCAACAUAGAAGUUGAAAUGGAAGUUCUGCGGAAUCACAAUGUUUCAGCUGCAGAAACAGUGACACUGUCAGCAAAAGGGAACCAGCUGGACAUUCACUGGCAGUCAGUCACUGACAGAGGAGAUCCUGAUGUUGUUGGUGUAGCUUUAAUUGCCUUCUCCCAGAUGGAUGUUGUGUUGAACAACUCUGUGAAUCAUGGAGAAGAACUGCUGCUUAACUCACAUGUCUUGACUGCAACAUCAACCCGUCAGAGCAAUCAGGCACUGGACCAACCUAUCAACAUCACCUUCCAGAACAAAAAGGCGAAGAAACCCCAAGUUCAGGUGCUAUGUAUCGCCUUAAAUCACUCAGUGGGUCGGAGCCACUGGUCACAUCAAGACUGUACUUUGUUGAAGGCUAACACCACACACACCAUAUGCCAGUGUAAACACCUAACCAGCUUCGCUGUGUUGAUGGCACUCUACGAAACGGAGGAUCCCUGGCACCUCCUGAACCUGAACCUGAUUUCAUACAUUGGAAUCAGUAUCUCACUGGUGUGCCUUUUCAUUUCAUUUGUCACCUUCUUGGUGUGUCGGGCAAUUCAAGGCACUCGGACUACCAUCCACACCCACUUGUGCCUGUGCUUGUUCCUGGCGGAACUCUUGUUCCUCAUUGGCAUUUCUCAGACCAGUAACAAGGUUGUUUGUGCCGUCAUCGCUGGGUUUCUGCAUUACUUCUUCCUGACUGUGUUCGCCUGGAUGUGUCUGGAAGGCAUCCAGCUGUACCUCAUGGUGGUGAAGGUUUUUCACAUGGGCUGUCUGGGGAAACGCCAUAUGUUCCCAGUUGGCUAUGGCCUUCCACUUCUCAUCGUUGGAAUCUCGGCUGCUGUGUUCAGGAAGGGCUAUGGGACACCCAAAUAUUGCUGGCUCUCUCUGGAAAAACACUUCCUAUGGAGUUUCCUGGGGCCAGUGUGUGCCAUUAUCCUGAUCAACAUCGUGUUUUAUUGCAUAACUCUGGGUAAACUGGCAAAGAGGAUGUCAACUCUGAAGAAAAAUAAGCCUGCACUGAAGAAGAUUAGAUCAUUCACACUGGCAGCAUUCGCUCAGCUGAUCCUCCUGGGAUGCACGUGGAUAUUUGGGAUUUUUCAUUUUCGAAAGGAAAUGAUUGCCAUGGCUUAUAUAUUCGCCAUUAUCAACAGCUUUCAAGGAAUGUUCAUCUUUAUCCUGCAUUGCCUCCUGAACAAACAGGUGAGGGAGGAAUACAGGAAAUGUUUCAACGGAAACCUCAGCCUAAUGGGCCCGUGGUACUCAGAGUUUGCAGCCAGUUCCACUGUGCCAAUGACCAGUUUGCAACAGAGACACCUCUCCACCAAGCAGGAGCAAGAAGAGAGCAUGGCCUGGAUCAUGGGGCUCCUUGACUAUCAGCAAAAAGCCAAACAAUAACCUUAUCACAGAGAGCUAAACUGACAAUCUUCUGCCAGGACAGGACAUUGUGAUCAUUGUGUGAACGGAGGAAUCUGCACAGACCACCAUGAGGAACCUCGGCUGGAAGCUGCCAGAGACUCUGUUUUAUGUUUGUUCCUAAUGGCCAGGAGCAUUGCAGACACACACUGGACUCAGUUCUGGGCUUUCUGGAUGAACUGCAAUAUGGCUUGAGGCAGUUCUGAAUGAUAAGAAGGUGUUAGUUCAAAUCUGGAGAUGUUUCCACUGUGCCUUAAAGUACUUUCCUCAAGGAUGUUCUGCUGCUGUUCCCCUGUGUCACAGACAGUCAAAUGCUGUACUGUAACAGUUCAAGACCAACAGAAAGUUAAUGGCUCUUCCAAAAAAAAUCAACAACACCUAAUUGCUUGAACCCAACAAGUUCUGUGCUGUUGAAGGCAGUUUUACCAAUGUUGUCCAGACCUUUUGUGUUUAGUUUCUGGCACUGCUUGUUGCAACUUUGCAUCCAAAGCUGAACCAGUACAACAUGCUCUGGCCAUUGUGGAGAUCUGCUAUUUUCUUUGCAGUGAUGACAAUACCUGGAGAUUAAUUAAAGCUCAUGCCAGUAUCUAGUGCUGAAAGGUCAAGGGCAGAUCUGGCCCAGUCCUUGGGAGGUAGUCUCCCCCACAGAUUGGACAUAAGGAGUACUCAGAUUUGACAAUAACACCCAGACCCAUCACUAGAAGUUCUCUCCUCCUUAUGGAGCUGUAGCUGGACACCUCCAGCCAUGCACAAACAAAAUGGGUACAUGAUCCUGGUAUAAAUGUGUUCAAAGCCCACCCUAGUUGAAUUAAUAAAACUGAUUAAAUAUGCAGUUAAUCACGUUUUUUAACUAUUAGUAAUUAGGAAUCAGGCAUGCUCAGGAUUCACUAGUGGAACACACCCAACAUUCUUCCCAACUUCCCAGAUUGCCAGGUUCAGGAUCCAGGAGAAUGGGCCAGUGGUGGGUGGGGUUGGUUGUGGGAGUGGGGGAGAAGGGGUUUACAAUGAGACUUGAUGAGGACUGAGGACAGAGUUAAGUUUCCCCACAGUCACACUGUUGUGCUGGAACAUGGUGCAGGAUCUGAACCCCAGUUGCACUGGUCAGGAGGUAAGAAAAGGUGAUGGUUUUCAUUAAUGAGUUCUCUUUAGUGUAAUGAGUAACUUAAUUAUGAACUUCAAGUUUUUUUUAAUUUAAAAAAUUUCAAAAUAUAUUUAAAUUUUACUGCCUUUGAAACCUCUGUGAAUAUCAAGGACAUUUAAAAUAACUAAAAUCAUAUACAGCUGUGAUAAUUGUCAACGGAAAUCAGCAGAAUAUAAAGAUGAAAGUAAAUACAGAAUCACAGGUUCGUGACUCCGAACAGACAGGUUGUUGCAGAACACCACCUAACCUCGCUUGCGAGGGUCAAUCAGCUGUGUGGUGCCUACAGACCCUUUGAAAUGGCCCUAAAGCCCACUCACUUUUGGGUCAGUUAGGGAAAUCACUGGCCUUUCCAAUGAUAUUCACUCUCUGCACAGAGAGCAAUAGAGCUCUUGGUCCAAGAGUACUCUUAAUACCCUUCCCUAAAGUAAAUUGAAAGUUCAGAACUUCAGACCACUGGUGAGAAUUUUGCUUUGCUUGCUGAGGAAGUUUGUUAGAGCCACAUCAGCAGGUGUCAGGGUGAAGUGUAUCCUGUCCCAACCGCACUGUCACUCAUUGCUGCUUCAGGCAUGAGAUUUCAGGUGUGUAAACCCCUGUAACGUGCAACCAUUGCUUGGCUUGCAGUACUUGCUUGCCUGUUUUACUUUUGCUGAGACCAUCACAAUCUACAGAUAUCAUGAGGGCCUUUCAGAUUCAUUUAUUUAUCAUAUACAGUGAAAUAUGUCAUUUGCAUUAACUAUCAACACACAAUAGCCAAUAUGGUAUUUCCACAAUGUUCAGCAGAACAAAGCAAGAAACAACAGCAAUUACAACAGAGCAACAAAAAGCGAACCCCUUUCCUCUCUCCCUCCCAGACACCUACUCACACAUAGAGACUCGCCAACAUCUUACUCUUCAGAUCACAUUGGAAAGGCCAGUGAUUUUUUAAAUUAGAAAUUCACUGGACAAUUACACACACAUAUGGUGGCUACAAGGCCAAGACAGAGACUGGGUAUCCUGGGGUGAGUGAAUCCCCAGAUCUUUCCACAAGGCACUAUAAGGAACGUGAUUGAAUACUCAACCCCAGCUUUUCAAGGGCAGUUAGAGGUAAGCAAUGUAUGCUGCCCUCUCUGCUGAGGUCCAUAUCCCCACAAGUGAGGACAUGAAGUAUGAACUUUAUGAGAGAAACCCUUGAUCUACGUAUGAAUUGAAGGUAAACACUGCUGAGGUCAAAAUCCAACCAACCCCAUUUCAUUCUUGGAAAUGGGGGAUUUUGUGGCUUCAGGUAAGCCAUACUAUGUACAAAAUGCUUUCAAAGUGCAUUUUAGUUAAUCAUAACAUUGAAUAAUGUUUCCAACACCAUUUAUCUAGGCAAUAGUUAGUACAAACCUAUGCCAGAAUUAUAAAAUAUGAAGGGAUCUUUCCAACCUCUCAUACAUGCAAAAAGGUUGAGUCAGUGCAGACACAACAAGCUUUGAAGAAUCUUUUGAAUUGUAAAAUGUGCCAAGUUAUUCCAUAAGGUGAAGGCCUUUUGUCAAAUCUGGGAGGUGGUUGCAGAGACAGCAGAGGGAGAGGUGCUUAGGUCAAAGGGAGUAGCUGUAAACAGGUGAGGUCUCUGUUGCAGUCCGAAUAUAGUCUGGACAAAUGGAUUAAUGACUCAGGGUGGUUUUCUAUCUGUGUGUAUUGCAUGUUUAUUGCAGGACUGUGGACACAACAAUUGUUCAGGGUGACUUACAGAGAAAACGUCAGCUACUGGCAAGGGUAGAUGAUAGCAGAAAUUGCUAGUUCCAAUUCUAACCAAGAAAAGAAGUUACCAAAACUGGAGGAAGGUAUAUCAAGUAUUGAGGUGAGAUAGCUGCAACAUACCCACACUCAGUGACCAAAAGCUUUUCAAAGAGCAGGGUUUGUAGAAAUACCUUAAAGGAAGAGAAUGAGGCAAGGAAAUUCAAGGAGGGAAUUCCAGAUCAGGGAGCUCCAUAUAGACAACAUCUACUGCCCUGCCUUCAUCCUUUGUUUCCUCCUCCAAAAAAAAUCAUUCAGAUUUGUGGAAUGAUCUCUCCUGCUCAAAACUAUGCUGUGCUCUAAUCAGCCCCUGUCUGUCAAAGUCAACAUAAAUCCUAUCCAGCAGAAUCUCCGACAACAUCCCAACCACUGAUGUAAAGUUCACAUAGGUUGUGGAGGGGCAGCAAGGCCAGCAGGAUAGAGAACAGGAAGAUCUGUGUUAUACAUCUGCAGUGGGAUUUCCUGCCUUGGCUGUUUGUGCUAUGAAGUUUAUACUGGUGUUAAAUCAACUCUAAUGAACAAAAGCACCAAAUAACAUUUCUCAGGGAACUCAGUUGUAACCGUGCCUAGCAGGGGUGGGGGAGAGCAAAGGGUGGGUGUGUGAGAGCUGUGCCUCAGCUCAGGUGCAACUUUCUUCAGUUACUCAGACCCACCAUCUCACAUCACCAGGUGCUGCUCUUGGUGUCUGGGUUCCACUGAAACCACUUCUAAAACCAUGGGACUGAGAGCUGAGAAUGGUGCACUUCUGAAAAAGCAGACCCAGCUGUGAAAGUUAAAGACAAAUUGAAGUAUGUGAAGGAUCUAUAAACCAGAUUAUUUUGCUCUGUUCUGAUUAUUAAAGGGACAUACAUUGAAUGGUGAACAGUGAGCACCAUGAGUUAGGUGUAAGGAUAAUAUUAGAAAGGAAAUCCUCAAUCUGUUAGAGUUUGUUGAGAUUACUGUUCAGAAUAAAAUAAGUUACAAAUGAGGCCAACUCCAGUAAUUAUUCAAAACAGAACAGGGUGACAUUGUUAGAAGUUAUUUAAAAAGUAGGAAAGAAAAGUGAUUCAUGUUUGAUCAUUGAACCUGUACAGACUUGUGUCAGUCUGUUACACAUUAGUCACUCCAUCCUUGAUGACUGUACAGUAUCUAGCUUCCUGUAUAUCUAUGACUGUAUUGCAAAGCAUAGCCCUAAUUCUGUAUUUAUGUUUGCUGAUGAGUCUCCUACUCUUGGGCAUAUUAAAGAUGGUGAAAAUUAGCAUAUUGGAGGGAGAUUGAAAAUCUGGUUGACUGGUGUUACAAUAACAACCUUUCACUUAAUGACAGCAAAACCAAAGAGCUGAUUAUCAACUAUAAGAGGAAGAAGCUGAAGUUCAUGAGUCAGUCCUCACUGGGGGAUUGGAGACGGAAAGUGUCAGUAACUUUAAAUCCAUUGGCCAGGGUUAGAGCGGGAGGCUUUAGCUUAGCAGACUUCAAUGAGAACAGUCGGAGGGAAGCUCUGAAGUAAGUUUCUAGUAAGUUAUUUUCUCUCUGCCAAUUAGUACCUAACUAGUGAACUGAGACUUGAUACAGGGUUAGUAGCAUGUGAGAGUUUGGGACUCCAGCCCCCCUGAUAACUGCAGAUGCAUGAUGUGCAUUGAGCUGCAGUUCCUAGCAAUCGUGUUAGCUCAUAGGGCAGAUUGAGUAAGUGAUAGAUAGGAACUACAGAGAGGUAGUCGACCCUAAGUUACAGGAGGCAGGUACCUGGUGACCAUCAGGAGAGGGAAAGGGAGCCAGUGAAGAGUACCCCUGUUGCUGUCCACUCAAUAAUGUAUAUCACUUUAGAUACUGUUGAGAGGGAUGACCAACCGGGGAAGCCACAAUGACAGAGUCUCUGGCACCAAGUGUGGUUCUGUGGCUCAGAAGAGAAGAGGGGAGAAGUGCAGUAGUGAUAGGGAAUUCUAUAAUUAGAGGAGCAGACAGAAGAUUCCGUGGGAGUGAAAGAGACACCCAGAUGCUAUGUUGUCUCUCAGGUCUCAAGGUCAGGGAUGCUUGGAUGGGGCCCACAGCGUUCUAAGUGGAGCUGAUGAGCUGCUGUAAGUCAUGGCACAUAUUAGUACCAAUGACAUACAGUAGGUAGAAAAAGGGAUGAGGUCCUGAAAGGAGAACAUAGGGAAUUCAAAGAAAGUAAUCUAUGAAUUAUAAGCUGUGCAAUGCAUCAGUGAGGGUAAGAAUAGAAUGAUUUGGCAGAUGAAAGAAUGGCUGAUGAAUUGGUGCAAGGGACAGGGUUUCAGAUUUCUGGAUCAUUGAGAAAUUUUCCUAGAUGGUAUGACCUGUACUAAAAGGAUAUGUUACAGAUGAACUCAAGGGGGAUCAAUAUUCUUGCAGGUACAUUUGCUAGAGCCGUUGGAGGGUUUAAACUAAUUUGGCAGCCCUUGAGUGAUAGGGGCUGAGGGUGAGCCAAUUGGUAUACAAAAAGAUGUAGCGUGUAAUGGGACUAUAAGGACAAGCAGAUAAUGAGGCAAAAUUGCAGUCAGUGGGUUGAGUUGAACUGCAAUAUGGAGACAAAAUUGAAAAGGGUGAUGAAUACAUGACCAAAUGUGUUACAUUUGAAUGCACACAGUGCACAGGAUAAGGUAGGUGAUCUUGUAGUGCAGUUAAAGGAAUGACAAGUAUGACAUUGUGGGUAUCACUGAGUCAUGGCUGAAAGAAGACAUAGAUACACAUUUUUUCAAAAGGUAGGGAGAGGGAGUGUGUUGGCUCUGUUGGUAAACAAAAUCAAAUCAUAUCCUUAGAAUGAGAUGACAAUGGAUUUGAAGAUGUAGAUUCCUUACUGGUAGAGUUAAAGAGACACCGAUGGGAGUUAUAUAUGGGUGUCUGAACAGUAACAAGGAUGUCGAGAGAUCAGAUUAGAUACUCUGUCCUUGAACCAGCACCUGUCAUCACAAAAAAGAUAAUAUCGGAUUCCAACUAGAUCUAUAUGAACUGGGGGUGUGGGCACAAUAAUAGCAGAUAGAAUUUAAUUCAGAUAAGUGUGAGUUGUUGCAUUGUUAAAUAAGAGCAGGGCUUUUACAGUUAAUGGUUGGGCCUUGGAGUCUCUGGCAGAACAGAAAGAUCCAAGGCUAGAGGUAGUUAGGGUGGUGAAGAAGGUCCAAUGUUCAAAGUAAAUUUAUUAUCAAAGUGCAUUUAUACUACCCUGAGAUUCAUUUUUUGUAGGCAUACUCAAUAAAUCUAUAGAAAUAAUAACCUUAUAGAAUCAAUGAAAGACCACCCAACUUGGGUGUUCAACUAGUGUGCUGAAGAAAACAAAUUGUGCAAAUACAAAAAGAAAUAAUAAUUGUUGUGCAUUUAAUAAUUAAGUAACAUUUGAGGAUGUCAAUACUUCCUCCUCAGGCUCCACUCCUCUCUCUGCC